AUGUUUCGAAAAUACACUGGACUGCAGAAUAUUCGCUAUGGCACACAAGAAUCUGGUGACAUUUCUAUUGAAGGUGUGAUGGCGUAUCCCAAAUUCUUCAUGCCCGAGGAAGGGCCAUUAGACCUUUACAUGAUCCUCAGCAUUGAUUCGGGGACACUACGUCAUCCUCAGGUCGCAUACGACUUGACAGCAUGGGAGUUGGCUUUUCGAUGUGACAUGGCACACGCGAAUGUCAAUGCUGAUCCUUCACCCGAGUCACUGUUUCAGUGUUUGAACUCGACUCUCGUGCCAGAGAUCGAGGAGAAAUACAGCAUUAUCAAUGGUGAACCGCUCUCGGUGUGGAAGGCUAAAUCAUGGAAUCAAUAUGAGCCAGUCAGAGCUUCGUUUAAGACAUGGAUGGACGACAACUUGACCAGUGGUCUCACCCAGUGGGGCCUUAAAUUCGGGCCUGGUGCAAAACCAGCAGCCAAGCGAACUCCUCUGGUGGUGGUAAACCUCACGAAGAUGAUCAAGCCGAACAUGCCUGGUUUUCAGUGGACUGGUCGUGAUCCUCGAGCACUUUGCUACCUCGACCAAAACGAUGAAAAUGAUAGAACAUUGAGCUGGCUCGGCCCUGCGCCAGCUGCAAAAAUGGGUAUAACUUUGUUCAGCGAUUCUGAUAAAACGGUUAACGAAGUUGACGAAGAAGCAUUGAAGGUGGCGAUUCGCCUUGGUCUAGACGAAGAUGAAGCUUUGGAUACUGUGGAGAGAGUCGGAGGCAUCGGAGCGGUGUUCAGCCGUGGUGCCAUCAAUUCCGAGAGUCGCGCCCGACUCCAUUCGUGGAAGCUGUGGGAAUCCGGCGUCGAGGGCGAUAAUAUCUACCGGUAUAAAAUCGAAGCAGCCAAUUUUCCAAGCAGCCAACGGGAUCCAGUCCCACCGAUCCGGAAUACAGUGGACAAGGGCACAUUGGGCUGGGAAGCCAGAUCCGAAGGCAAUAACCCCAAGCAGGGCGGCGAGAUGACUCUCGUAUUCACAGGUAAAAAUAAGACGAACGCAAAACAGGACUUUGUCUACUGGAAAUUCCUUCUGGUUGGUGGUGACAAGGGCGCGAGAUUGGCUUCAACGAGCAAUAGCAGUCCGCUUCGCGUGACAGCCAACGCAGGUAAACAGGCUGUGAAAGCAACCAUCAGUUCCACAUCUUCAAGAGGUGUGACACAGGUUGCCAUCUUGCUCAACUUGGAGGGAGCGAGCAACACUAACCGAUUGAGAAUGUCUCCAGGUGAGGUAGUUGAAAUUCGCUUGAGCGGCUUAGCUGGAACCAAAGGCACCCAUGAUCUAUCACUAACCGAGUCGUUGGCGGACUACAAGGGCAAUCCGUCUGGGAUCAAGCUGUCACAAUGGGCUGUCGAUGUCGUGUCAUAG
Exophiala bonariae is the source of this 1401-nucleotide messenger RNA. RefSeq lists its product as uncharacterized. NCBI's taxonomy places the organism in Eukaryota, Fungi, Ascomycota, Eurotiomycetes, Chaetothyriales, Herpotrichiellaceae. The transcript is spliced from 5 exons. The record is from RefSeq and is a predicted model, not a curated record. The coding region runs from base 1 to 1401 and encodes 466 amino acids.